ACAGAGAAGAAGAAGCAGAAGCAGCAGCAGAAGAAGAAGCGGCGUCUCCUGGAUGCGGAAGGCGAGCAGCAGGAAAGCAAAAUGAAAAUAAACAAUAUCUUUAAGUUAAUUUUAUUUGAAGAACAUUAAUCAGUUUAUGAUUAUAGAGAAAUGUAAAGCAUGUUUUGGGAGUCAUGCUGGGAAAUGGCGAAGGUGAUCCCCUGCAGGCGUCCCUCAGUGUGGUUGGAGCGUUGGAGUGUGUGGUGCGGAGGUGUGUGGGGCCGAGCGGUGGGACUGUGAUCCUCACUAAAGACACGGGAGAAACUUUAAUCACCAAACACGGAUGCCGCGUCCUCACUGCACUGCAUCUGGAGCAUCCUAUAGCCAGGACGGUGCUGGAGUGUUUGUGUGCACACGAUCAUGUUACAGCAGACGGCUCAAAGUCGUUUAUCCUCCUGCUGGCAGCGCUGCUGCAGGGAAUCCGCGACUCUGUGCAUGACACUGUACACACACACCGCCGCCACGCGUCCUGGAAACUGGCCAAUCAGCUUUAUGAAUUCUGCUGGGACGGGUUGGAUGAUGUCAUAGCUCAUGGAGUCAUUCCUUACGCCUCAUCUCUGUUUGGUUCCGGAAGAUGUGAGCUGGAGGGCGGAGUCUUGGCUGCGUUGGUGGGCGGAUAUGUUGGUGGGCGGGUCGGUCCUGGUCAGGUCGAGGUUCUCACGCCGCUGCUGUGUGAGCUGUACACGAGGGUCGGACAUGGAGACACGGACAGUGCAGCCGUCUCAUUUAUUCACUCAAACUUCUCUCGGCUGCACACGGCCGUGUCAGGACUUCACAGCGGCCAGUCAUGCGUGGUGGAAGGUCUCCUCCUGGCUUGUGAUUGGUCCUUUUGGAAAGAAACAGACGGCCCGGUGAAGGCGCUAGUUGUCUUUGAGAAAUUAGACACAUGUUAUGAUGAGAGAGUGAGUAUUCAGGUUCAGGGUAACGGGACAUUUCAGAGUGACAGCAUUGUACAGCAGAGAUUAGCGACACUCCUGCGCCUCCAGGUGGACGUCGUGCUAUCAGCAGUGAAGCAGCCGGACUGUGUCUUGGCGUGGGCGUGGCUGAACACCGUCUCUGUGCUGGACUGCUGCGAUCGGGAGCAGCUGGACCUGCUGUGUGAACUGAGCGGAGCAGAAACGCUCGCAGUGCAGCCACUGAUGCGUGUCGGGAUGCUAACACACUGCCGCCGCUUUCAGCUCGGAGGACGCAGAUACACUAACGUCGGGGUCACGCACACGUCAGUACACGUACACUCCCUGGUGCUGUGUGCACCUGCUGCAGGACCGCUCCAACAGAGCGUCAGUGUGAGCCAAGGCGUGUCCUUCAUGCUGCAGCAUCUGAGUCGGUCUCACAGACACAAUGUCUCAUCAUGUCAUCACGAGCAGCAUCUCACAUCCCCACAGAGUCUCGCGUCUCCACAGAGUCUCGCGUCUCCACAGAGUCUCGCGUCUCCACAGAGUCUCGUGUCCCCGCAGCUCCACCCACCAUGUCCAAACCUGCCCCAGUGCAUUUUAAAGUCUGGUGAUGUCAUCCCUGUGGGAGGAGCUUUUGAGUUUCUGUUCCAUCACUCCUUGCUGCGCAGUAACCAUGGUGACCCUGAGAGCCGGAGACUCCUUGCCAAGGCCGUACUGAGCGUGCCCAGAUCUCUGCACACCCGCAGACCUGGAGAUUUCCUGCAACAUCUUGUGCACUUUACGAAUAAUCUGCAGCAGCACCAUCCAAUCGGAGAGCACAGCUCAGGGUCAGAGUUCAUGUGGGGUUUGGGAGCAGAUGGAUCGGCGAGCGUGUGUGUCGAGCCGGUUUGUAGUAAACACCAGUUGGUGGCGUCUGUUCUGCAGUGUGUGAACAGACUGUUGCGUGUGGAGACUGUGAUACACACGUCCAGGCCACUCGCCCUCGCAGCACCGUCCAAGCUGGACACUGAAGAUGAUGAAGAUGAUGAUGAUGAUGAUGAUGGGGCCUGAGGCCAUGUGACUGAUUUCCUCUAAAAGUGAUCUACAUGUCAUUUAAAUCAUUAAAAUAAUAUUCAUGAAUGUGUAAAUUUGGAAACAACCCCCACAUCCUUCAGCCAUCCCUGAUAUUUUUUCACUGAUUUAUUUAACAAAAAAAAUCUAUCAGAAUCUAUUUGUCUGUUACCAUGACAACCACACUCUCUUCAUCACUAACAUUAGAUUGGUGGAUGGAUAAAGCCUCUGCAGCUAAACAUUAGCAUGUUGUUAUUUUUUUUAAAAAUUGCAUAUUAGAUCUGAUUGGUCCAGAACUGUUGUGUUUAUUAUGUGACAUCACAACCUGAGCUCAAACGAUCACAAUUAUCACACAAUAGUUCCACAAUCACUAAAACAACCACACAAGCAGUGAAACAAACAAACACGCCCACAAUCACUCCAAUAAAUAUUCCAAAUAACCACAAAAACAAACAACAAAAUGAAGUUUGGGUCACACCUGAUUCCGCAUGUUUAAUCAGUUCAGCUUGGUCUCUAAUCAGACGUCAGGCGCGUCUCCUUCGCAGCUGGAAUGAAACCCUGUAGCCACGCCCACCCCCUGCAGACCACACAAACGCUACAAACCCAAACACAGUGAUGGUGUGCUGCAGGUUUAUGAGCUGAAUACGCCAUGUUCGUGGUUUUUAUUUUUUAUUCCAGAAAAAUGUUUCAUUUUCAUCAUACAGUAUGUUCAAACACCACACUAACAAAACACUCACUCUGCAGGAGUUUAAACUACACCGCUGAUUCCAAACAGUUGGGACGCUGUGAAAAAUGUAAAUAAAAACAGAGUGAAAUAUUUUGAAAAUCCUUUUCGAUCUAUAUUCAAUUGAAUACAAAACAAAGGCAAGAUAUUUAAUGUUCAAACUGAUAAACUUUGUUGUUUUUUGUAAAUAUACGUUUAUUCUGAAUUUAAUGUAUACAACGCGUUCCAUAGAAGUUGGGACGGAGCAACAAAAGACUGGGAAAGUUAUGGAAUGCUAAAAAACCCACCUGUUUGGAACAUUUUACAGGUAACCAAGUUCACUGGUAAUUGGACAGGCUCAGUCCUUCACAGGCAGGGAUGGGGUGAGGUUCACGACUUUGUAAAAAAACUGUGUGGGAAAAUAGUCCAACACUUUAAGCACAACGUCUUUCAAUGUACGGUUUCAAGGAAUUUAGGGAUUUCAGCCUCGACAAUCAAUAAUACCAUCAAAAGAUUCAGAGAAACCUCUGCACGGAAGGGACAAGACCGAAAACCAACACUGAAUACCUGUGACCUUUGACCCCUCAGGCAGCACUGCAUUAAAAACCAACCUGAUUGUAUGAAGGACAUUACUACAUGGGCUCAGGAACACUUCAGAAAAAUGCUGUCAGUAAACACAGUUCAUCGCUGCAAAUGCAAGUUAAGACUCCAGCAACAACAUCCAGAAACCCUGGUGAAUUCUGUGGGCUGGAGCUCAUCUGAGACGGACUGAGGCACAGUGGAAAUGUGUGCUGCGGUCUGACGAGUCCACUUUUCAAAUUGCUUUUGGAAAUCAUAGACGUCGUGCCCUCCGGGCUAAAGAGGAAAAGGAUUAUCCAGAUUGUUACCAGCACAAAGUUCAAAAGCCAGCUUCUGUGAUGGUAUGGGGGGGGGGGGGUUAGUGCCCAUGGCAGGGGUAACUUACACAUCUGUGACCGUUAAUGUUGAAAGGUUCAUACAGGUUUUGAAGCAACAUGCUGCCAUCCAGAUGACGUCUUUUUCAGCGACGUCCUGUUUAUCCCAGCAAAACAAUGCUAAGCCACAUUCUGUACGCAUUACAACAGCAUGACUUCAUAGUAAAAGAGUGCAGGUGCUAAACUGGCCUGCCUGCCUCCCAUUGAAUAUGUGUGGUGCAUUAUGAAGUGCAAAAUACGAUAACAGAGAUCCAAACUGUUGAGCAACUGAAAUCGUAUAUCGAGCAAGCAUGGGAAAUAGUUUCACUUUCAAACCUUCAAAAAUUUGUGUCCUCAGUUCACAAACACUUCCUCAGUGUUGUUAAAAGAAAAGAUGUAACACAGUGGUAAACACGCCCCGUCCCAACUUUUUGUGGGAAGUAUUGCAGGCAUCAAAUUCAGAAUGAGUGUAUAUUUACAUUAAACAAUAAACUUUAUCAGUUUUAACAUCAAA
Messenger RNA from Neoarius graeffei (lesser salmon catfish), 4134 nucleotides. RefSeq names its product Bardet-Biedl syndrome 10 (gene bbs10). NCBI's taxonomy places the organism in Eukaryota, Metazoa, Chordata, Actinopteri, Siluriformes, Ariidae. Bases 174 to 1985 code for a protein of 603 amino acids. The record is from RefSeq and is a predicted model, not a curated record. Gene Ontology annotation, biological process: chaperone-mediated protein complex assembly. The transcript has 3 exons. Gene Ontology annotation, molecular function: ATP binding; ATP-dependent protein folding chaperone.